UGGCGCGGGAAGCAUGAGCCGAGCAGCGGGCGGCUGGGAGAUGGAGGCGCUGCGGGGAGACGCCGGAGGAGGCGGCGGCGGCGGCGGCGGCGGGCAGUGCCGGAAUUUCCUGUCCCCUCCGGUCUUCGGGGCGGCGCCGUCGGGUCGCCCCGCGGGCUCGUCCGCCUCGGGCUUCUCCUACGAGCGCUCGGGCUCCUCGGCGGCAGGGGGGGCUCGCUCUUCGUCGUCGUCGUCCGAGGCGGCCCCCUCCAAGGACUGCUCCAGCGGCGGAGGCGGCCCCCCGACGGCGCCCCCCCUCGGCCACUGCGGCCGCCGCCCGCGGCCGCCCGCGCUGGGCUACCACCCCGGGCUACCACCCUUCGGCAACGGCUACUACAGCUGUCGCAUGGCGCACGGCGUGGGCUUGCAGCAGAACGCGGCACUCAAGGCCUCCCCUCACGCCGCCUUCCCCGUGGAGAAGUACAUGGACGUGGCCAGCCUGGCCAGCACCAGCGUGCCCUCGGGCAGCGACGUCUCCUCGCGGGCCAAGGAGGUCUCCUUCUACCAGGGCUACGCCGCCGGCCCUUACCAGCACGUGCCCCGCGGCUACCUGGACGUGGUGUCCACCUUCGGCUCGGCGGCGGCGGCGGCGGCGGGCGAGCCCCGGCACGAAACCUACAUCUCCAUGGAGGGCUACCAAUCGUGGACGCUGGCCAAUGGCUGGAACAGCCAGGUGUACUGCGCCAAAGACCAGGCCCAGGGCUCCCACUUUUGGAAGUCGUCCUUCCCAGGUACGCAACCGGCCAGGUGUUGCACUAACCAGCCGGACAUGUGCGUCUACCGGCGUGGGAGAAAAAAGCGAGUGCCUUACACCAAACUGCAGCUGAAGGAACUGGAGAGUGAAUAUGCCCUUAACAAAUUCAUAAACAAGGACAAGCGGAGAAGGAUAUCUGCAGCCACUAACCUCUCUGAGAGACAAGUCACGAUUUGGUUUCAGAACCGCAGAGUCAAAGACAAGAAAAUAGUCUCCAAGCUGAAGGACAAUGUCUCCUGAUCUGGCCCAUAUCCGUUGGGUUAUUCAUGGCAAGCAAUCCACUAUGGGCUCGAAAGACUUUUGGAAAGACUUGAAAUAUAUUUAAUAUUUUUCCCCUCGCUUUUUU
Molecule: messenger RNA, 1139 nt
Organism: Elgaria multicarinata webbii
Lineage: Eukaryota; Metazoa; Chordata; Lepidosauria; Squamata; Anguidae
Gene: HOXD13
Product: homeobox D13
Biological process (GO): regulation of transcription by RNA polymerase II
Molecular function (GO): DNA-binding transcription factor activity, RNA polymerase II-specific; RNA polymerase II cis-regulatory region sequence-specific DNA binding
Source: RefSeq, a predicted model, not a curated record